Uranotaenia lowii is the source of this 2132-nucleotide messenger RNA. It is a transcript of the gene Ndc80, whose product is annotated as kinetochore protein NDC80 homolog. The transcript is spliced from 3 exons. Gene Ontology annotation, biological process: attachment of mitotic spindle microtubules to kinetochore. Lineage: Eukaryota; Metazoa; Arthropoda; Insecta; Diptera; Culicidae. The record is from RefSeq and is a predicted model, not a curated record. Bases 158 to 2071 code for a protein of 637 amino acids. Gene Ontology annotation, cellular component: Ndc80 complex.
GCAUUUCGAAUCGUCGUUCCGCGGAAAAAACGAAAGCAGUUUAAAACGAUUUUAAUUUUCUAACGCGAAUUCCUGUGUUAAUUUCUUGAUACUGACCGAUGUGCAUUAAAAAAUUGAAUCCAGAUUAGUGCGAGGAUCAUAGCAGCAGAUUGCCGAAAUGUCUAACGCCAAGCGAUCAACGAUGCCGCGGCGCACCGAAGAAUUUGAUUUUUCUGCCCCACCAUCAUCGAUGAAAAAGCCCCCGGCUCAACGAUUGAGUCGCAUCGCCCAGCCGAUUCGAAAAAUAUCUAAAACCAGUUUCGGUCACGGUUUGAGCGAAAAUCAGAGAUCCACGUCGACGGAUCGGCUAAACUCGCUUACACCUUCCAAGGCUGCUCACCAGACUCCUGUAACAGCGGCUCGGAAAACGGGUAUGGCCACACGGCGUACCACGGCUUCAAAUGUCACACCGGCAUCCCGUACACCGCUGAGAAAUUGCGAAAAUGCCCCGGUUCCAGCAACCGUGGAGAAAAACAAGGCCCCGGUGGAGAACCGAGAAUGGAUGGCUGCCCAGACGGAACGCAUUUGUGACUACUUGGGGACGAUAACGGAUUUGCCUCAGGAAUUUGUCGAACGACGUAACCUGAAGGCCAUGACCAUCAAUCAGUUUUUGAUGAUCAUGAAACAUCUGUUCCGACAAAUUGGGGGUAGCCGGUAUAAGAUCAACAACAUCGAUGACAUUAUGAAGACGAUGGUCGAGCUGGAGUAUCCCUACACUGUCAAUAAGUCGAUGCUGAAGACCCCGAAUGUGCCACACUCUUUUGGUCACAUUAUCGUACUACUCGGAUGGUUGGUUCAGUUGGUCCCAGCACAGCAACAGCUCCCUCCCCUAAAGCGGGACACAGCUUUGCUGGAAGGCAUCGCCUCUAUCGAGUACCAGGAAUUCUUUCUCGAACAAGUGCAGGAAGGCUUCGAGCUGUGGAACGCAAAGAAAGAGGACGAAUUUGAGGCGCUCAUCGAUGAACUGACCGACAAGCUGGUGGUUGCCCGAACAAACGGCCUAAAUCAGGCAGAAGUUCGAAAACGAACAGCCGAGUUGGAACGGGAUUUGCAAGAUAUCGUCGACCGCACGGUUCGUGAAGGACGAGAACAAAGUAUGGACGGAUUGGUGAAACUCAUUCAUGAACAGCAACAGAAGAAGAAAAAACUUCAGGACGAAAUAAAAACCCUGCAAAAACAGGUCAACAAAGUAGAAGAGGAGUAUUUCGUUAAACAGGAAAAUUACUACGCGCGAGAAAAGAAAUUGGACGAGUUAAAGCAGGAAAUAAAAUCGCAACAGUUGGCUGCUUUUGAACGAGAUGAGCUAAUCGCAAAACUUUCCGCAAACAAAAAUAUGUUGACCGCCAAAAAGUUGGCUGUCAGCACUCUGGAACAUGCUUCCUUCGACCACCAAAUUGCAAUCUCAAGAGCCAUUCAGCAGAAAACAUCGAUGUUUUCGGAACUAAACACCAAAUUACAUAAUUUUUCCAAUCACUUAAAACCUUUUAUCGAUUUCGAACCCCCAACAAUCGAUUUGAAGACGGAAAACUACCUAGAAUUGCAACACCAGCUAACAGAAACCAAAGCGAAGGUUUAUGACAUUCUUGAUCAACAAUCUAGUAUGUACAAGUCUAUGAACGAAGGAAAAUCACAGCUUGAACAUCAGUUGUCUGAUCUGGCCACGAAACAUGCCACCAUAGAAAGAGCACUGGAGGAAACCACAACCAGACACGAACAACUGGUAAAACUUCGGGAUACAAUCCUAGGUCAACUCAGCGAAGUGAACGUUGAAAUCAGUCAGGCAACGCACCGAAAGGACACCGAACAGGUCGAAAUAGAUCGCAGCAUAGCGGAACUAAGCGAGCAGCUAGAUCGAAACGUGAAAGCCAUCGAACAGCUCACGAUCCAGAAGCAAAAGUUGAUGCACGAAAAGCUGGAAGAGUGCCAGGCGGUGCUGCAAAAGAAAAAGGACUCGCAACAGGCCCUAAUCGAAAAGGUGAGACAAAUAGAGGCCGUCGUGGCUGGCGUUGAACGGGAGCUGGGACGGGAAUGAGGUAAGUAGCGUAGUUUAUUAUUAGUUAGAUUCAUUCGAAUAUAUUGUAAUGUGUUCAAAA